CAAAUACAUAAGAAAAUGAACCAAUCAAUUUCCUUAUGCAUUCGUUUAUGCGGCUAUGCAAAUUUGUGUGGAUAUAGCUUAACCGUGUAUUGUAAAGACAAAGAAGGGAAGUUUGUAGACGUUAUUACAUCAAGUUGAACAAAAAAAAAAUGAAGAAGUCAAGUCCUGAUAAUGCAAAUGAUGCUUCAAUACCUAAUGAAAACGAAGAACUUGCACCAAUUGACAUCACUAUGAAACUAGAUUUAUUAGAAAAUCCAAUAAAGCCUCCAAUAGUAAUAUAUAAACAUACAAAUCACUGGGACAAAUUAAAAAUGGGAUUAGAGCCAGCUGAUCAACAAAUUGUGGACAGAUUACGAAAGUUAAAAGAUGAGGAACGGAACAUUUCAUUGCCUACAGUUGAGGAGAUAAAGCAAAGAUUGGCAUUAUUGAAGGAUCAAAAUCCAGAAACCAGUGGAAGUAACAUUAUAAAUGUGUAUCAAAUAGAUACUAGAACAGAUCAAGAGAAGGCAGAAGAUUUAAUUCAGGAGUAUCUUGCGCCAAUAGAGCUGCCUUCAACUAGCGAUCUUUGUGAAGAUAUCGAGAUGGUCGACUCCUUACAAAAUGACGACAAUAAAUCUUAUUUUGAUCAACACAUGAAGCAAGAUAUUGACAUAUACAAGAAGUUAUGUAAUACAACAAGCAGCGAUAGUACAGAGCUAAUUAACAAAAUAUCAGCAAUGGAAAUAAAGACUCCUCGAAAUGUAGAAGAGGAUAAUGAAGAUGAAGAUGAGAAUGAAAAUGAAUGUGUCAUGUGCUCGCGAACUGCAAAUGACUCAGAUUUAUAUAAAUGCGCAGGAUGUACAGAUGACCUCUACUGUCUUUCAUGUUUCAAGGAUUUUCACGAUGAAGGUCGAACUAGCCUAUCGAACAACCGCGAGCAAAUGCCAAGGAAGAGGCCAACCGACAUCUACCACGCUCGAGUUGUCGAUCGGCGAGAAUUACCGAAUACCGACGUAACAAUACGAGUGUUUUAUAUAUAAACGCAAUUGGCAACUUUCCGUUCCAUCCUGCUCCUAAGAUCAAUCCGCACCCGUUCUCUCUGAUUUCGAUUUUUUUUACCGCUUCAGUAGGUCAACUCUCGACAGUUGGCUGCAGCCACAAUCGCUCCGGUAUCCGCACCGACUUUUAACAUUAAAAAGGGGAUUAUAGAGUUCUCUCUGUCUAAACAAUACUUGUUCUAAACAAUACUUGCGAACGUUUCCUCAUUGCAUCGUGGAAAUGCAAGAAAGAAUACCGCGCCAUGAUUGCGAUUUACCGCUGGUGUGUAUCCGUGAACUCCGUGUACCAUCAAAAUACUGUCCGCGACCAGCAUCGCCUUUAUACCGCAACACAAUAAACACGCGCGGUUUAAAGAGCCGACCGCUCGCUAAUGCAAACACGUGCACCACGCA
This is a messenger RNA of Cyphomyrmex costatus, 1430 nucleotides long. RefSeq lists its product as uncharacterized. Gene Ontology annotation, biological process: mitotic cytokinesis checkpoint signaling; abscission. Gene Ontology annotation, molecular function: phosphatidylinositol-3-phosphate binding. Gene Ontology annotation, cellular component: centrosome; midbody; cleavage furrow. The transcript has 7 exons. Bases 150 to 1019 code for a protein of 289 amino acids. The record is from RefSeq and is a predicted model, not a curated record. Lineage: Eukaryota; Metazoa; Arthropoda; Insecta; Hymenoptera; Formicidae.